Messenger RNA from Anneissia japonica, 3650 nucleotides. RefSeq lists its product as uncharacterized. Gene Ontology annotation, cellular component: nucleoplasm. Gene Ontology annotation, biological process: double-strand break repair via homologous recombination. The record is from RefSeq and is a predicted model, not a curated record. The transcript is spliced from 10 exons. Bases 101 to 3451 code for a protein of 1116 amino acids. Gene Ontology annotation, molecular function: DNA binding; protein binding. NCBI's taxonomy places the organism in Eukaryota, Metazoa, Echinodermata, Crinoidea, Comatulida, Comatulidae.
UUUUUUGUCAAUUAUAUUCUGACAGUCCAUUAUGGAAAGCGAUGCUCGGCGGCGAAUUUAGAAACCUCGACGUAUAAAGAGAAAAAGCAACAACUAAAACAUGGAGGAGAGAAUUAAAGAAAUGAAAAAGAAGUAUGCCAAGAUUCAACAAAAUGUUCAGAGGUCAGAAAGAGCUGCAAAAGCCAGAUCACAUGUCCAAAGGAAAUUAGCAGAACAAAGAGCCCUUCAGAAUGCUGAAGCCACAACACAGUAUCUAAAAGAAAGCAGUAAUGUAUCAUGUCCAUCUACAAUGUCACGAUCAGAUCAGUGUUCUUUGCCUGACACUGAUUUAAAAAGAACUUCUCAUAAUGAUUUGAAGCAUUCCAAGAGUAGCGUGUCAUUUUCUCUUGGAGAUAAAGCCAAUUUAGAGAAAAAGUCUUCAGACAGCAAAGAAUCUGAAAGCAGUGUGAGCCAAGUGGGUCUUGAAAAGGGUGACAGUCAUGGGAUGCCGAUUAAUUCUGCUGUACAUGGAGUUAAGUCAGAGUCCUCUGAACAUGUUCAAGGAACUGACAAGAAAACCAGUGAAAAUGUAACAGUUAUUAAAAAGAGUCAGGAAUCUCUAGGAAGUGGAAAAUCUUCUCAAAGGUCAUCAUCAAAGCCAGGGAAGCAGCUGAAAAAACAGGUGCGGCGAUCUCGGGAUAUGGAAUACUUGGCACCAAGUCUUAAAGAGUCCAUGGAGUUUGAUAGCUGUGGAAAUAGUAGUCACACCUGGAUGGAUGACAUGCCAUAUCCUGCUGAGUAUUAUGUUAGAAGAACAAGGAGUAUGAAGUGGAAAGAAUGGUCAGGGACUUCUUGUAAAUCAGCACUACCAAGGGAAUUAAAAGACAGUCCUGAUACAGUCUCUGAAAAAUCUUCAAUACCUGACAAAAUGAAGAAGGCAGAACAUAAAUCACCUGAGGUGUGCAGUCCUCAGCCAAGUAUGACAGAGGGUAAGAUUGACCCCACAACUCUUUCAUCGGAUUCCGAUCAAUCUCAAUCUAUUCUCCAAACUUUAUGCACAAGCUCUGAUUCACGGAUAUCGUUAAGGAAAGAGAGAAAGAAAUCUUUGAGGUCUUCCCAAAAAAGCUUCAAACAAAUUUCUGAAGUUGGUAGUAAUGAAUUGAGUGUCUCUUCUAAAGAUUCACCAAAGUCAUGUCCAAUUAGAAAGUUAGAGAAUGUUACAUGCCAAAGUGCAUCUGAAAGUGCAGUACAAAUUGGAAGUAGGAGACGAUCGAAGUUGUCACGUAGGAAGGUAAAAUCAUGUGACAAUAGCCCAUUAGAUGUUCAUCCCAAAGAGCUAAUCAGCAUGGAUGGUGACAAAUAUACGAGAAAUUCAGCAAAGAUAUUAGAAUUUUCUGACAUAGACAGGAGUGAUGAAAAAGUAUUAGAAUCGUCCAUUAAGAACCAAGAACAAGAACCUAUCUGUUCAAAUCAACAAAUAUUAACUAGAGAACAUUCACAACCUGUCAUCUCAUCUUCUAAUGAAAAGUAUCACAAAAUCUUUCCAAAGUAUCCACAUCAUCUUCUUCAAAAAUCUGCAGAUUUUUUUCUUCCUGACUCUGAAUUUGUCCACCUGAAAGUUGCUAAAGUUAGAAACUCACCUGUCAUGGCAAGGCAAUCCCCUAAACAUUCUGUUGAAAUAACAAACACCAGCUGCAAAGUCUUAGACUUAGAAGAUGAUUCACAUUGGGAGUGCAUACAAUUAAAUAUGCAACAGAAACAUGCUAUAAAAGCAUAUCUACCUAAAAGUAUACCAAAAAAUAAAGACUUUCAGUUUGAGGAACUCUACUCUGAAUCUAAUGAAAUCUCAAAUAAAAAUGCUGAAAGACCUAUUACAGAUGAGGAUGCAGUAACUCUAAGACCUAUGUUAGAAGACAACCAAUACAGCGGGUCUUUGGAUCUUCUUUGCUCAGAAGGUAGUAGUGCUCUUGUAUCUGAAGUGCCAUCAAUUAUUGGUGAGGGUGAUUCUUUGACAGGAGCUGGUCUGAAUUCUGAGCCACUUGUUUCCAGUGGUAGUGAUGGUAUAAAUUUAAUAAUUCAGUGUGAAGAACAUUUUGAAUCUUGUAAACAACAGGAAGAAAAAAGUGAGGUGGAGACCCACAAAGACAAUUCUUCCAAUUCAGAAUUGAUGAAUGUAAGUGACAAUGACGUGAUGUGUCCUGGUGAAGAACUCAUGGCUGAAAAUGAUGGCAACAAUUCUGAAAUAGGGAUUAUGCAAAACAAUUUAGAAAGAGACAGAGAAAGAACACCAGUUGAUCUCAUGAUGAAAGACUCAAUUGGUAGUAAUGUCACACAGGAAUCCCCUUUCUCUGGCGUUGCCACAGGUACUCCUCCUCGGCCAGCUGAAAUUCCUGAUGCCCAAGCUCUUUGUGGUAAAUCAGAAUCAUUGGAAGAAUCAGCUGUACAGUUCACUGGAUGUCUUUCGCAUGACAUUAAUGGUAGUGUUAUUUGCUUUGAUGCUGUAAAUUGUGUGCAACAUGAAUCAGUGUCAUCAAUUGCAGUUGUCUGCUUCGAGAGGUCUUUAGUCAUGUGGUCAGAAAAAGAUGGAUGCUGGGCAGUUGAAGCUACCCUUGAUCUCACUCAAGUGGAAUAUUUUGAGAGUGUUUGUUUAGUGUGUGUCAACCAAAGCAUCUGGUUGACCACUGGUGGUGUCUUCCCUUCAUCCUGUUUGAGGUUAUUUCAUCUUAAUAUUGACGGCACACAUACACUUCAAGAGCGUAUGAUCAGAGUAUCAGAUUCAUAUGCCAGAGGUCACAUAAGCACCUUGUGUUCUAUAGCUGAUGUUGGCAUUGCAGGUGCUUUUUACCAAUGUCAGUUUAACAGGUCAACUCUCUUUCAUAUACCUUUGGAUAUUUUUAGCAGUAAUAUACCAACUGAAGUCUGUGAAGUUGGUAUCUACCCUGGUAAGGUUUCAUCCGUCAUUGAAGUCACUGGCACACAGCAUUGGAUUGUGGGAUUGUCUAAAGACGAUGUUGUACUUGGAAACCUUAAAUUGGGACAGAUUGUUAAGUGCAUAUCAUGGCCAACAUCUUUCCCUGAAGCACCUGAAUGCCUAAAAGCUUCCACUGAAGGGGGUCUUCUGUUUAUGGUGCUUGGUUGUCAAAACAACGGAGGAUGCAGCCGAUUAGAUGUUGUUAAUCCAGAGGCAGGCAGAACAUCAACACUUUUAGAGUACACAAAUGAAGACAAGCAGCAGUUAAGGUAUGUUAGUGCAGCAGCAGAUGAUCAGUACCUAGCCAUGUGCUUCUCAGACGGCAGCAUCAGCUUUUGGAGCAUCUACUCGGGCCAGUUGCUUGUUCAUAUUAGAGAACCCACCAGUGAUGAGGUGCCCACCUCUGUCAGGCUGCUUGAGUCGACAACCAAUGAUAAGACGUUACUUUGUGUUGGAUCACAGAAUUGUGUACAUUUUCAAGCAUUGAGUCUACUAAACUGACCUUAAAGUUUCAACAGUCUAGUUAUAUUUUAUUUGGUUUUAAAUAUCUAGAAAACCAAGACACCACACAGCUACUGAAUACAAGAUGAGGAAGUUGAAUAAAUUUAGUUGUUAAAGUUAAAUCCAUGUUGCAUAUUGUAUUUUAUUAUAACAAUAUUUUAUCAUAAAUAAUACUUCAUAAAUAAAAGCAAAAUAAUUA